GCGGCCGCCGGCGCACCGAUCAUGUCCUCCCCGGGGCCGCGACAGCCCCCGGCCGAGGUCUCGGCCUGGCCCGUGCCGCUCCUGCGCGCGCCUCCGGGGCUGCGGCGCCUGGAACCGAGCGGCGGCGCGCUGCUGCUGUGCGCUGUCGUCGCGCUGCUGGCCUGGAGGUGGCUGCGCCGGCACCGGGCGCGGGGCAUCCCCCCGGGGCCCACGCCCUGGCCCCUGGUCGGCAACUUCGGCUACGUGCUGCUGCCGCCUUUCCUCCAGCGCCACAGCUGGCUGAAACGCCGGGCUAGGGCAACGGGGUUGGAUCCCGCGACCGUGGGCCCACAGGUGCUCCUGGCUGACUUGGCCCGCGUGUAUGGCAACAUCUUCAGCUUCUUCAUCGGCCACUAUCUGGUGGUGGUGCUCAACGACUUUCACAGCGUGCGCGAGGCGCUGGUGCAGCAGUCUGAGGUCUUCAGCGACCGCCCACGUGUGCCGCUCAUCUCCAUCGUAACCAAGGAGAAGGGGGUUGUGUUCGCACAUUAUGGUCCAGUCUGGAGACAACAGAGGAAGUUCUCUCAUUCAACUCUUCGUCAUUUUGGGUUGGGAAAACUAAGCUUGGAGCCCAAGAUUAUUGAAGAGUUCAAAUAUGUGAAAGAGGAAAUGCAGAAGCAUGGAAAAGACCCAUUCUGCCCUUUCCCCCUCGUCAGCAAUGCCGUAUCCAACAUCAUUUGCUCCUUGUGCUUUGGCCAGCGCUUUGAUUACACCAACAGUGAGUUUAAGAAAAUGCUCAAUUUUAUGUCACGGGGAUUAGAAAUCUGUCUGAACAGCCAGGUCCUCCUGGUCAACAUAUGUUCCUGGCUUUAUUAUCUUCCCUUUGGACCAUUUAAGGAAUUAAGACAAAUUGAAAAGGAUAUAACCAGUUUCCUUAAAAAAAUCAUCAAGGACCAUCAAGAGUCCCUGGAUAGAGAGAACCCUCAGGACUUCAUAGACAUGUACCUGCUCCACAUGGAAGAAGAGAGGAAAAAUAACAACAGCAGCAGUUUUAAUGAAGAGUAUUUAUUUUAUAUCAUUGGGGAUCUCUUCAUUGCUGGGACUGAUACCACAACUAACUCUUUGCUUUGGUGCCUGCUGUAUAUGUCACUGAACCCUGAUGUACAAGAAAAGGUUCAUGAAGAAAUUGAAAGGGUCAUUGGUCCCAACCGAACCCCUUCCCUCACAGACAAGGCCCAGAUGCCCUAUACAGAAGCCACCAUCAUGGAGGUGCAGAGGCUAACUGUGGUGGUACCACUCGCCAUUCCUCAUAUGACUUCGGAGAAAACAGUGCUCCAAGGGUAUACCAUUCCUAAAGGCACAUUGAUCUUAGCCAACUUGUGGUCAGUACACAGAGACCCAGCCAUCUGGGAGAAACCAGAGGAUUUUUACCCUAAUCGAUUUCUGGAUGACCAAGGACAACUUAUUAAAAAAGAAACCUUUAUUCCUUUUGGAAUAGGGAAACGGGUAUGUAUGGGAGAGCAACUGGCAAAGAUGGAAUUAUUUCUGAUGUUUGUCAGCCUAAUGCAGAGCUUCACCUUUGCUUUACCUAAGGAGUCCAAGAAGCCCAUCCUGACUGGAAGAUUUGGUCUAACUUUAGCCCCACAUCCAUUUAAUAUAAUCAUUUCAAAGAGAUGAAGAACAUCUCCAAAAAGAGAUAGUAAAAAGAUAAAUACAUGUCCUCCUAAACAGAUUCUUUCUACUGCAAUUGACAAUGUAUCCAGUAAGUCAGCCAAUCUAGGUUAGGCUCAGAUUAGGGAGAGACUGGAAAGAGGAUAGAGCAUGGAGUUUUCAUCUUGGAGGAUUCCUCAGCAGGAUACUUCAGCCAUUUUAGUAACUCUUGUCUGUGAUUUGGGAGAUGGGGACCAAAGUACUGAGGAAACAGGGUAUCAGUUUUCUUUGCAGUGGCUUCUACCAAUGAGCAAUCUUCUCAUCUCUCAGUACCUCAGAUAUCCCAUGCGUAAAAUGAGGGUAACAAAACUUGCCUUCUCUCUAUCUCUCAGCA
Messenger RNA from Carlito syrichta (Philippine tarsier), 2023 nucleotides. It is a transcript of the gene CYP2U1, whose product is annotated as cytochrome P450 2U1. Lineage: Eukaryota; Metazoa; Chordata; Mammalia; Primates; Tarsiidae. Gene Ontology annotation, biological process: xenobiotic metabolic process. The record is from RefSeq and is a predicted model, not a curated record. The transcript is spliced from 5 exons. Gene Ontology annotation, cellular component: cytoplasm; intracellular membrane-bounded organelle. Gene Ontology annotation, molecular function: iron ion binding; oxidoreductase activity, acting on paired donors, with incorporation or reduction of molecular oxygen, reduced flavin or flavoprotein as one donor, and incorporation of one atom of oxygen; heme binding. The coding region runs from base 22 to 1656 and encodes 544 amino acids.